AUGGAGUGGUGUGUUGGGGUUUGUGUUAGUUUUGUUUGGUUGGGGGUGUUUUUGGGGGGGGAUGUGGUUUGGGGGUGUGUUGUUGUUGUGUGUUGUUGGGUUGGUGGUGGGUGUGUGGUUGGGGGUGGUUUUGGGGUGUGUGGGGUGGUGGGGGGGGUGGUGGUGGUUAUUGUUGAUGUUGGGGUGUUGAUUUGUUGGGUGGUAGUAAAUAGGGGUUGGGGGGUGGGGGGGUUGUGGUGGUGUUGUGAAUUUGUUGGGAUGGUUUUGUGUUGGGGGAAAUUGGGGGGGGUUGUGAUUUUUGGGGUUUGGGGUGUGUGGGUGGGGGGUUGUAAGUUUGGAUUUGGUUGUUGUUGGGUAUGUGGAUAG
This is a messenger RNA of Knipowitschia caucasica, 366 nucleotides long. Lineage: Eukaryota; Metazoa; Chordata; Actinopteri; Gobiiformes; Gobiidae. The record is from the annotation of a GenBank genome assembly.